Exophiala viscosa is the source of this 2419-nucleotide messenger RNA. Its product is annotated as putative benzoate 4-monooxygenase cytochrome P450. NCBI's taxonomy places the organism in Eukaryota, Fungi, Ascomycota, Eurotiomycetes, Chaetothyriales, Herpotrichiellaceae. Gene Ontology annotation, molecular function: monooxygenase activity; iron ion binding; heme binding. The transcript is spliced from 2 exons. The record is from RefSeq and is a predicted model, not a curated record. Bases 297 to 1955 code for a protein of 552 amino acids.
GAAAUGAGGUGUCAAAUCCUGCCGUUUCUCGAAAGAGCACAAGGCUUUCAUCAGGGUGCCUUACCGAUGACUAAAUUACUCCGAACUCUCAGGGGCGGGAAAGAUCCUCAACUUAGGAACAAGGUUCUUCAACCUGUCCAUGCAGUAUGUCCUUCUGCAGUGCAUACCAGAAAUGAGCGGACAUGACCGUUGAUUCACCUGUUGCGGGUAAGUGCGCUGCUCUAACAACACGACAGCUCGCUUCACAAUGAUAUCUCCAGAUUGGUUUGUUGCCUACCGUUUGCCAGUCCAUUCCCAUGCUUGACCCGAGUGCGAGAGAGAGGGCGUUAACAAUCAUAUUAACGUUCAUUAUGCCAUCCGAAGGUAUGACGAUUCUGGGGCUGCCCAUCGCCUUAUGGGUCGUGCUAGCAACAGCACUAUAUGCUGCUACCGCGUUCACGCAAAAUGCCGUGAAGCUCAGGAAGAUCCCGGGCCCGUGGUCCUACGCGGCAACGACCUACAGAUUGGCUUUGGAUGCAUGGCAGGCACGUUCAGUCCACGCUAUCCUGGAUUUGCAUCGACGUUAUGGCCAUGUCGUACGUAUUGGACCAAAAGAGGUGUCUUUCAACAGCUUGUCCGCGUUGAGAACCAUCUAUGGCGCUGGAAGUGGGUUUGAGAGAACCGACUUCUACCGUAUGUUCGAUGUCUAUGGGCGACCAAAUCUCUUUACUUUCGGCUCCGGCAAGCUACACCGCGAACGUAAGAAGCUGGUCAGCCAUAUCUACGCCAAUCAAACGGUGCUGGGAUCCGAAUUCUCUGGCAUGGUGCAAAGAAAGGUCGGAGAAUAUCUUGGUCUGCUCGAAAAAGAGCCAGGCCACGCCAGCGAGAUAUUCCGGAGUCUGCAUUAUUUCUCGUUCGACGCCAUUUCUGAGUUUGUUUAUGGCCCAGAUCACGGGGGCACGACUGCCUUGACUGGAUGCAGACAGUCUCAAGGCUUGAUCCAGGACAUUCUCAACCCCGCUAGAAGGAGACUGGCCUGGUUUGCCGUGCAUUUCCCGGCAUACACGAAAUGGAUCACUACCCGAACAGGAGUCUUGGAGAGACUGUUGACUUCACUUGGUUUGAUGCCCAUGAAGAAACCCUUUACAUACUCUGGUAUCCGUCAACACGCUUUGCAAGCAUUUCACCGGUUCAAACAGGCUCCAAAAGAGGUGCAGGCAAAAGCCGCCGAGACCACUGUGAUCGGUCGUCUGUUCAAAGUGCGCGAGGAGGCCAACUUGUCGGAUAUGGACAUUGCAUCAGAAUGCGCCGACCACCUCCUAGCCGGAAUCGAUACAACAGCCGACUCACUGAUGUUCAUGAUCUGGGCUUCGUCUCUGCCUCAGAACAAACAAUGUCAAGAGAAAUUAAGGGAAGAAGUGUUGCAGAUUUCCGUCGCCGAUCAAAACGGGAUUCCCACGCCCAAAGAUCUGACGCACCUCCCAUAUCUGAACGCUGUCGUGAAAGAAGCACUGCGCCUGUACUCACCGCUCCCUGCAUUCGAGCCUCGCGUGUCGCCGACAGACACGCUCAUUGACGGGUUCGAGAUUCCGGCGGGCACAAUCGUCGGCAUGUCCCCAUUCUGUCUGCACAGAGACGAGGCUGUCUUCCCCGAUCCCCUGUCCUUCAGGCCGGAGCGGUGGUUGACGCCCGGUGGCGGCACCCUGGUCCCUGAAAGCGACCUCAAGAACAAAUAUUUGUGGGCGUUCUCGAGUGGUGCGCGCAUGUGUAUCGGGAUGCACCUGGCCAAUGCCGAGAUGUUGACGAUGCUGGCUGCGUUGUACCGGAAGUACAGCACGACAGCAAAACACCCGGACACGUCACCCGGUAUCACGAGCCGGUUCGAGGUCUUUUACGACGAAAAUGCGCCUAAAAUGGAGGAGCAUGAGUGUUGGAUUGAUUUCAAGAAAUUGGUCGACGGUGCAGCCACCGAAUGAGGGUUGACAUUCAAGAGGCCUGGUGACCAAGCCACGUGUAUGCAGUAUCAGCCAGACAGACAUCAAAAUCAUCGCUACCUAAUUUCAACUACUACACAGUGGUACUUGCAAGUCAGAGCGGGAUCUGGAUCUGUUACGCGAACUACCACAGACCAGUGACCACGAUACUCGUUUCCAGCCCUCACUGAUCAAGCAGUUCGAUUGGAAAUAAUCCUGAAUUGUGCGCGUAGAUGGCAAUCUGCAUGCACUUUGCCGACCGCGUAUGCAGGUUCAUUCCGAAUAGGUGAUCACCACCACUCUCAAGUCACUCCACGAAACAACAACAACACUACUACUGCGUACCUGUCACACAAGGACGAAAAUCUACUUGACGGACGCCUGUGUGCUUUUCUAUUGCUCAAAACACAAAUUGGAGAGGCCCGGGAAGAUACAUCAACAACGGUUUGACGUGGCGCUACCGCCUC